Messenger RNA from Rotaria socialis, 807 nucleotides. NCBI's taxonomy places the organism in Eukaryota, Metazoa, Rotifera, Eurotatoria, Philodinida, Philodinidae. The record is from the annotation of a GenBank genome assembly.
AUGAUGAACAGUCGAGCCAAUUCCAGACCCUACAAUCCUCAUGUACUUAUUGGAAAUUGGCAUGAAGAUAGAGUUAUGGAAGAGGAAGUCUUAAGUGACUUUCUUCAUAGACGUAAUAAUGGUCAAUUGGCAUCACAGAAAAUGACUGAAGUUGAACGUAUGUCUCAAGCGCUUCCUUUAAGUAUAUCUGCUGGCGAUGGACUAUUACGAUUUGGUCACCAAAUUCUUCUUAUUAACACAUGGACACAUGCUGCAAAAUUUACUGGUGAAAAAUCAGAAUUAAGUUCUUGUUUAGCUACUGGUAUUGCUCAUACGGAGUCGACCAAUGGCGGAACUCGUGAAGUAACAGCUACUGGAACAACAAUGGGACGCCCUAUGCUUCGUACAGUUUUCGUUAUUCGACGAUCUAAUCUAUCAGUCGAUUCCGAACCUGUUAAGUACGGUGAUGAAAUAGUACUUAACGAUGUCAAUGGAGAAUUAUUUUUAACUUGUGUAAAAAGUACAACACGUGCUGGACGAACGUGCGAUGUUAUUUUUACAAAUAAUCCUGGUCGAAACAGUGUUUGGAUUGUUAUGCAUCCAACUAUACAUUUACGCAUGGAAUUAGAUGGAUCAGAAGUGAAAAUUGAUGAUAAAGUUGUUCUUGCACAUGCAUCAACUAACAAGUGUUUAUCGAUCAAUGAAGAACAUUCAAAUAGAUCAGCCUAUGGACGAGAAUACGAGCUUAUAUGUGAAUUAUCAACAGCUAGCAUCGCAUCAUAUAAGUCGCCUAUACUUUGGAAAUUUCAAACUCAAUCAGCAUAUUAA